GCCCGUAACAUCGCAUCCUCUCGCGUACUUGUCUUGCGUAUCUAUAUAUACAGUGUGUGCGAGUCAGAAGCAGCGAUAAUGAUCGCCGCGAGUCUGUCGUUAAACAAAAUUAAACUUUUAUUACAAAUUACGAAUUCCGAUCUCGCCCUUGCAAAAAAAAUAUAUAUUAUAAAAUAAUAUUAUAACUAUUUAUUACCUAUAACUAUAAGUAAACGCAGGCAAUUUUUAUACGACAGCCGCGUUCCAAAAGUCAUCGUCGCGAAACCCCGCAGUCGAGACUCGCUGACCGCAUAACUCCGCAAACUCCAGUCACAGAUAGCAGCACAUCGAGGAGUGUCCACAGCUGUCCUCCACGAAGUCCUCGAGCUUUGUACUUUGCACUCUAGCUGCAGUAGCGCGGAAGGGAGGGAGAGACAAAAAAACCGGAGCUCUCCACCACUUGUUAAGCAGCCAAAUAAUCCCUAGUAGCCCGCAAUAAUGCAGCCACCCGCUCGCUGUUCAGGUUCUUCGGCACUUCAUCAGCAGAAGCAGUGUUUACGAGACAUCGACGUCAGUGGCGGCGGCGGCGGCGGCAGUCUGCAGUAGUGAGCGGAAUACUUAUACUUGACAACUAUAAGUAUAUACCUAUACUGCUCAGCGCGAUUCGCUCGUCGAUUCGCGCGUAUAUUAGUAGAGACGCGACUAGUACAAGUUCAUCAUCAUCAUCAUCAUCAUCAGCAGCAGCAGCAGCAGCAGCAGCAGGAAAUAAAAUAACGGAUCAACCGGAGGGACGUGUGCUACUUUCGGAAGCUGUACCGAGUAUUAACUCGAGAAUCGCGCGAGGAUAUUGAUACAUACGCACGAUGGCUGGGACCUUUGACCAAAACGACAAGUCCAGCUGGUACUUUGGAGCAAUGUCCAGACAGGAUGCCUCUGACCUGCUCAUGAGUGAGAAGGAAGGAGGUGUUUUUCUUGUCAGGGACAGCAUUUCCAUACAAGGAGACUUUGUUUUGUGUGUCAGAGAAGACAGCAAAGUCAGUCACUACAUUAUUAACAAAAUCCAACAAGGUGAUCAAAUACGUUAUCGUAUCGGAGAUCAGAUAUUUCCGGAUAUUCCCAAUUUAUUGGCAUUCUACAAGCUGCAUUAUUUGGAUACUACACCUUUGAUACGACCAGCACCAAGAAAAAUCCAAAGGGUGAUUGCGAGGUACGACUUUGACGGUAAUGAUCCCGAUGAUCUGCCAUUCAGAAAAGGUGAAAUCCUCACUAUAAUUUCCAAGGAUGAAGAGCAGUGGUGGACCGCCAAGAACAGCCUUGGACAAACAGGAUCAGUGCCGGUUCCUUAUGUACAAAAAUACCAAGACGACGAUCAUCAGCACAUAAUCGACGGCAGUACACCAGCAGCAGCAGCAGCUAGGCCUGAAAGUGGUGGUAGUUCCGGCUCUGGGACAACGUCUCAUACAACGGAGACAGUACAACAGCAGGCUACGGCAGCUGCUGCCACUCGACGUUCCAAUAUUCAAAGAACACUGCCUGCCUAUGCAAAAGUCAAACAAGCACGUGUUCCAAAUGCUUAUGACAAAACUGCACUGAAAUUGGAAGUAGGAGACAUAAUCAAAGUAACAAAAACGAACAUUAAUGGUCAGUGGGAAGGUGAAUUGCACGGUAAAGUUGGACACUUUCCUUUUACGCAUGUGGAAUUUGUUGAUAACGAAGUAGUUGCGAACGAAGAUUGCGAUGAUAAUAGUCAAGAAAUUUAACAGACUUGUGUUUUCUGAAAUAUGCCAAGUGAAGUGAAUCAUCGGCAGCUGCCAUACUGCAUAAUGUUGGACAUUUGAUGAAUGAAUUUUUUUAAUUUUUUUUUUAUCGCUAUCAAGUACAUCAUAUUUUAUUUGAAAAAAAAAAAAAAAAACGUUUCCAACUCGAUAUGCUCAAUUUCUAGUCAACGAUUUGUAUUGUAAAAUUUAUUUUCAAAUUUUGUACAAUUGUCGAGACUGUGAAAAUUGUGAUAUCAACGUUUGGACUUGAGAAUGAUGCAUUUAUUUUUCGGGUAACAGUUUCACACUGCUACGAGUACUUGUGCUUGAUUAUAAAAUGUAAAUGACAAACUGCUGUGCCAUUAUGUAAAACAUAAUCUUUUAUCACAUUAAUAGUGGUAUCAAUGAGUGGGAUUGUAUUAUAGACAUUUUUUGACUUUGUUGACUUAUGCAGCAUAUGUGAACGUGGUGGCACCUAUAUAAUGUAUAUUUUUCUAAACUCGGGCGCAUAUUCAAUUUUCUUUUUUUUUAGAUCGUAACUAAUCGUGUUGUGUAAUUUAUAAUAAGAACUGUAAUGGAUUAUUCAUUGCACAUAAUAAAUAGGAUAUAAUAUACUUGUAAUGUA
Molecule: messenger RNA, 2361 nt
Organism: Nasonia vitripennis (jewel wasp)
Lineage: Eukaryota; Metazoa; Arthropoda; Insecta; Hymenoptera; Pteromalidae
Gene: Crk
Product: adapter molecule Crk
Exons: 3
Coding region: 843-1739 (298 amino acids)
Molecular function (GO): protein binding
Source: RefSeq, a predicted model, not a curated record